AUGGCACAGAAUGGGCGACUCCAUCUCACUGCCCUCUGCGCGGUGACAUCCUUCAUUUGGAUCUCUUACAACUUUGAGCAUCACACAUUGAACCAACGGCCACGCUACGCGCUUGCCAUUGUACUCCUUCUAUCGGCUGGCCUCACAUGGUUCGUCAGCUACUCAUCAAAAUGGCUUCCUGGUUCCGACGCCAGAUUCGAUGAGAAAACCCCUGAUCAGACGUCGGCGCUCUCCAGUAGCGAACACGCGCCCCUGAGCCUGCCGCGACGACCGCGUCGUUACUUCAUUCCUAUCAUCGUGUUCUGCAUCAUCAUUCGAAUCGAGCUCUUUCACCAGACUGCCGCCAAGAUCCAAUGCUCCGUACCUGGCAUUGAGGCUUUCUUCUGCACCCUCGUGGUCGUAUACGAUGUGUUUUUCGGUCGCAAGUCGCAGUCUGACGUACUGCCGUGGCCCACCGACCCUUGGGUCACAGUUGCCGACGAGCUCCAGCAGUGGUUCAAGACGACACGACUAACCCUGGUCGCAAGUGUCGUCUUGUUUAAUCUAGGCGCAUACCUAGCUGCCGCGAACAAGCUUCACUCGACGUACUUUUGCUCGACACUCUUUGACAACCGAUUCUGGAUUGUUUCUAUGCAGGUCUUCGGCCUUGUUCUUGAUGGCGUUAUUGCUGUCCUCCUCUGGCGAGUCCUCGUGUUUACCAAAUCCACGAGGGCUCGCCUUCGAACCCUCAGUGGUAUUCAGUUGACCGUGGGGGCUUUCGACUGGACUAUGCAUGUCCUCUUGACUCUCCGUCCUACCGUCCAGCCCACUGGUGUCAACGGUCUGGGCUGGCUGUACUUGUUCGACUUGAUCAACGACAGCUUCACCUUCUGUCUUCUCAUUGUUUCUCUGAGCCUCCUGGUCACCGAGUCCGGUCCUGUCAAGCCUUUUGGUAUCAUUACGUUCAUCUCCAGCCUUCUGACCUCUUACCAAGCCUUGUCUUCCGUGGGGGAUGCGCGCGCGUUCCUCCUUUUCAUCCUGACAGCUGCCAUCAUUGGAUCGACUGUCUAUGUCAUUCUGACGAAUCAGGUCCUCAACAAACAUCCCCUCGACACUUUUAUAUACGACGCUCGCACCGAAGCAGACCGCUGGUUGACCCAUGCAUCCGUGAGCAGGAGCUUGAAAGUGGCUGUUCAGGAAUACCAGGCACGGCACAAUGGCAGAGACCCCCCUCCGAAUUUCGACAAGUGGUAUGAGUUUGCGAUAGCAAAGAGCUCAGUCAUUGUGGACCAUUACCAGCAAAUCGAGAAUGACGUGGCCCCCUUCUGGUCCCUGAAGCCAAACAGCAUCCGAAAGUCGACCUUGGACCUCGCCGCCAACGAGGCUGAGCUUGCCCUCGUCCAGGUCGCAAACAAAAAAGUGACGCACAACUACAAGGCCGAGGACGAACACCGCCGGGCCUUGGAUGACCUGGUCAAGAUGAUUGAAACCUUUUCCGAGUAUUUGUCAGAUAUGGAUCUGCCGAUCAACUUGAGUGGCGAGCCGCACCUGUCGAGGCUUCAUGCCUUCCACAUGACCAACAAGAAAAUGGUGCCACACCAAAAGUUGGUGCCUGUCUUUGGCAGCUUCAAGGCAGAUGGGUUCAAUGACAUCUUGAUACCCAUGACGAGCAAGACGGAUUCCGAGGCUGAUUCGAACCGGGACUUCAAGACGCGUAUCGACAAGCUCCACUGGCGGGGCGAACUCGGCGAACAAGUCAUCAGUCACGACAUGCUGCACGGCAAUCACCGGCACAGGCUACUCCACCAGGUCAACAAUGCCACAAAGGGCGACGAGGUCACGAUGUUGCUUCCGACGCCGGGCGACCCGAAGAAGUUCAGUCACGAAAGAGUGCAUGUGCAAGAGGCCAAUGCGGCACUUCCGUUCGAUGUCGGCGUGUCGUCGUACCCGUCGUGCGAGGAUGCCGGGUGCGCGGCGGCACGGCUGGAGUUUGGCGAGAAGGGUGAGGAGGGCGAGAGCGGAGAGCCGCUGAAGUAUCGAUAUGUGCUGCUCCUCGACGACGACAGCUCGCCGCCAAAGCGGCUCAUGCAGACGCUGCGAUCAGGAAGCGUGCCGGUGCUUUCAUCGAUAUUCCGGACGUGGUGUACAGAGCGGCUACUGCCCUGGGUGCACUUUGUGCCGGUGGACAUUCGGUUCCAGGCGCUACACAGCACACUGGCCUACUUUACGGGUCUGGAGGGCCGUGUACCGGUCAAUGGACGAGAAAUUAAGUUUGAAGGUCGAGUCAGUGACGCGAAAUGGAUCGCAACGGCAGGACGACAGUGGGCGGACAAGGCACUGAGACGGGAAGACAUGGAGGUGUACCUGUUUCGGUUGUUAUUGGAGUGGGGGAGAGUUGUCGACGACGGACGCGAUAGCCUUGGCUUCAAGAUUGAGUCUUAA
Messenger RNA from Verticillium dahliae VdLs.17, 2421 nucleotides. RefSeq lists its product as uncharacterized. Lineage: Eukaryota; Fungi; Ascomycota; Sordariomycetes; Glomerellales; Plectosphaerellaceae. Bases 1 to 2421 code for a protein of 806 amino acids. The transcript has 7 exons. The record is from RefSeq and is a predicted model, not a curated record.